Messenger RNA from Thamnophis elegans (Western terrestrial garter snake), 1800 nucleotides. It is a transcript of the gene UAP1L1, whose product is annotated as UDP-N-acetylglucosamine pyrophosphorylase 1 like 1. Gene Ontology annotation, biological process: UDP-N-acetylglucosamine biosynthetic process. The transcript is spliced from 9 exons. Gene Ontology annotation, molecular function: UDP-N-acetylglucosamine diphosphorylase activity. Bases 96 to 1652 code for a protein of 518 amino acids. NCBI's taxonomy places the organism in Eukaryota, Metazoa, Chordata, Lepidosauria, Squamata, Natricidae. The record is from RefSeq and is a predicted model, not a curated record.
GGGACCGGCGGCUGAGCCCAGCAGCUGAACGGCCGUUUGGGGGAAGCGGCGGAAGGGCGCCUGGGGGAUCCUGCCCGCUCCCACCGCGCCCGGCCAUGGGGCCGCCGGAGGAGGCGAUGCGGGAGCGCUUGGAGCGCGCCGGCCAGCCCCACCUGCUGCGCUUCUGGGCCGAGCUGGGACCGGCGGAGCGGGAGGCGCUACUGGGGCCGCUGGCGCUGCUGGAGCCCGAGGAGCUGGCCGCGCACUGCCGCCUGGCGGCCCAGGCCUACGCCCGCCAGCAACAGCCAUGCCCGGAGAAGCUGGACGGCCGCAUGGAGCCCCUCCCGCCCGGCAGCGGCGACCCGGAGGCUCUGCAGCGGUGGGAGGAGGAAGGCCUCUGGCAGAUCUCCCAGGGCAAGGUGGCGGCGCUGCUGCUGGCUGGCGGGCAAGGGACGCGUUUGGGGGUGCCCUACCCCAAGGGCAUGUUCGACGUGGGCCUGCCCAGCCACAAGACCCUCUACCAGAUCCAGGCCGAGAGGAUCCGCAAAGUGGAGCAGCUGGCAGGCCAGAAGUUUGGCUCGCGGUGCCUGGUGCCCUGGUACAUCAUGACCAGCGAGUUCACGCUAGGGCCAACGGAGAAAUUCUUCCGGGAUCAUCAUUAUUUCAACCUGGACGAGUCAAACGUCAUCCUGUUUGAGCAGAGGAUGCUGCCGGCCGUUUCCUUUGACGGGAAGGUGAUCCUGGAGGAGAAGGGCAAGAUCGCCAUGGCGCCAGAUGGCAACGGUGGCUUGUAUCGCGCCCUGGUGGACCACAAGAUCCUGCAGGACAUGCAGCGACGGGGCGUCCAGUUCGUGCACGUCUACUGCGUGGACAACAUCCUGGUCAAAAUGGCGGACCCCGUCUUCAUCGGCUUCUGCGUCUCGAAAGGAGCAGAUUGCGGGGCCAAGGUGGUGGAGAAAGCCUACCCGGCCGAGCCUGUCGGGGUGGUGUGUUGCGUGGACGGAGCCGUUCAGGUGGUGGAGUACAGCGAGAUCGUUGCGGAAACGGCCGAGGAACGCAGUCCCGAUGGCCGCUUGGCCUACUGGGCAGGAAACAUCUGCAACCAUUUCUUCAGCCUCGACUUCCUCCGGGAAGUAGCCGAGCAAUUCGAGUCACAGCUGACGCCCCAUGUGGCCAUCAAGAAAGUCGCUUGCGUGGACGAGGAAGGCCGCCGGGUGGCGCCGCUCAAGCCCAACGGGAUAAAGCUGGAGAAAUUUGUGUUUGACGUCUUCCCAUUUGCUAAGAACUUUGUCGCUUUUGAAGUCCCGAGGGAAGAGGAGUUCUCCCCCCUGAAGAACGCAGACACAGCUGCCAGGGACACGCCCACCACGGCACGACGGUCCAUCCUGUCUCAGCAUUACCGCUGGGCCGUCAAGGCGGGGGGAAGAUUCGUGGCAGAGGGCGGGCAGCCGAUCCCGGAAAAGGAGAGUUUCGCCCAAGACGAGGAACCACCUGCUGUGUGUGAGAUCUCGCCUCUAGUCUCUUACUUUGGAGAGGGGCUGGAAAAAUAUAUCCGGGGCAAAAAUCUUCCAUCUCCGUUUCUUCUUGAUGAAAGCAAAGCUGAAUUUUUAGCUUUGCCUGAAGCUGGGCAGCUCAAUUUUGGGGAAAAGGUCCCUAUUUCUUUUAAAAACUAAAGCAAUUCUUUUUAGAAAAAAAAGUAACUUUGAAAAAAGAGUGGGGUUUUUUUUUUUUGAAAAGCAAGGCAUGUUUUACCUUCCUGGAGGAAGGUCGGGAAAACGACUGGAUAUCUGUGAAUUUUUCUUCAUAUUAAAAUGAAUUUUA